UUCUUUGGUGACAAACAAACAAUGUAUACAAGCAUGAUACUGGUAAUGCAACCUCAAGAAAGAAGGGAACUCGCAGUUGUGUUUAAUCCAUACACUGUUGGAGAGAUGGCUGCAAAAAUUAUUAUUAAGUUAUACAGAAGAGAGAGUAACAUUUCUCAACAAUAUAAACAAGUAAGUGAUUUAUUGCUAAUUUUAAUUGUUUUAAUUUUUUAAUAAAUUUAGGAGGACUAUUUACAAUUUAAAUUGGCAGAUAUUUUUGUAUGGAUACGGUGGCUACAGCAAAGUGGAAAUCUUAGAUGUAGUUGAAAAUGCAAGUGGAAAACUAUCUUUGCUAUUAGGCAAUUUGUAUUAUGGAACUACGACUUUAAAUACAAAUUUUAUAUUAUAUAAUAUAGGCGACUUACCAUCAUUUGCCAAGAUCAUGGUUAUACCAAAAGUUAUUUCUCCAACAAUGGAUUCUAGUUGGCAUGUAAAUCCAAAAGAAGCAAUACUUAAUGUUGAUAAACCCCAAGAAAUAUCAAUACAAUUUCAUCCAAAGAAAGAUUUCGUGUUAUUACAACAGUCAAAAGUGUUGCAUAUUGCAACGAUAAAAAUUAUACAUGCUGAUGAACCAACCUGCCAACGAAUACAAAGAUUAUAUAAUAAAAUAAAAGAGUCGGGAGCAUCAACUGCAGUUACUGAAAGUGAAAUAUUUAAAAAUAGAAUUCUUCCCCUAAUUGGAGCUUUUCCUAAGAAACAAUUAAUUCCUAGUUUAACGUCAAUCCGCGAUCCUACUCAAUACCUAAGUGAUUUGUGCACUGGCGUUCAUCAGGAUGAGAUAAUGCUCACAGUAAAAGUAUGUGCGGACGAUACUUCACUUCUGCAUUGUGAUACUGAUGUCUUAGAGCCAUAUUAUUCUCUAGUAGUAAAUGAUGCUACUCUUGUAGAUGGAACAGGUGGAGGAAGUUCUACGCUUCUCAAACCAUUGUAGAACACUAUGUUGGAUGCUGAAUCGAUCAAUUUAUUGUAACUCUAUCUGCCAUUGUUAAGUGGCUGAGCCAUUCCGGACCAGUCUAACGAAUUGAGACAACUUCAAUGUUGUUCCUGUAGAAGGAAUGUUACCCGGAAAGAGCUUUCGUUUAAAAAUACAAUAAAUGUUACAAUUAUUUGUGUAACUAUUAUUAAAGAAGGAAAACGAUUUUAAUAGACUAAUUUUUAACAAACUA
Messenger RNA from Solenopsis invicta (red fire ant), 1205 nucleotides. RefSeq lists its product as uncharacterized. NCBI's taxonomy places the organism in Eukaryota, Metazoa, Arthropoda, Insecta, Hymenoptera, Formicidae. The transcript is spliced from 5 exons. Bases 422 to 970 code for a protein of 182 amino acids. The record is from RefSeq and is a predicted model, not a curated record.